Molecule: messenger RNA, 887 nt
Organism: Prosopis cineraria
Lineage: Eukaryota; Viridiplantae; Streptophyta; Magnoliopsida; Fabales; Fabaceae
Product: photosystem I reaction center subunit III, chloroplastic
Exons: 1
Coding region: 88-762 (224 amino acids)
Biological process (GO): photosynthesis
Cellular component (GO): chloroplast thylakoid membrane; photosystem I reaction center; photosystem I
Source: RefSeq, a predicted model, not a curated record
UCUCUAUCCACUGCCUCUUCCUCUCCCUAGUCUUUUCAAACCUCUUCCCCAUCUUCCUUCGCGCUUCAUUCCCAAGAGAGAAACAAAAUGUCUCUCACGAUCCCAACCAAUCUCUCCAAAUUCAACUCCUUCAAGCCCAAGUUGGGUAACUCCCAACCCUCCCUCAAACCAAGACCGGCCACAAUCGUCUGCUCUGCGUCUUCUGAGAAAAGCUCUGAUGCAUCCACGCUUCAGGCUUUCUCUGCCGCGCUCGCCCUCUCCUCCAUCCUCCUGUCAGCCCCUCUCCCCGCCGCCGCCGACAUAUCCGGCCUCACCCCCUGCAAGGAAUCCAAGCAGUUCGCCAAGCGCGAGAAGCAGCAGAUAAAGAAGCUGGAGUCAGCGUUGAAGAAUUACGCGCCGGACAGCGCGCCGGCUUUGGCGAUCAAGGCGACGAUCGAGAAGACGAAGCGGAGGUUCGACAACUACGGGAAGCAGGGCCUUCUGUGCGGGUCAGACGGUUUGCCCCACCUGAUAGUGAACGGAGACCAGAGGCACUGGGGCGAGUUCAUCACGCCGGGGAUUUUGUUUCUGUACAUCGCGGGUUGGAUCGGAUGGGUGGGUCGGAGCUACCUGAUUGCGAUCCGGGACGAAAAGAAACCGACUCAAAAGGAGAUCAUCAUCGACGUGCCUCUCGCUACCAGGUUGGUGUUCAGAGGAUUCAGUUGGCCCGUCGCUGCCUACAGAGAGUGGUUGAACGGUGAACUUGUCGCCAAGGACGUGUAGGCGUAAUUUCACGCAUUUGCGUUUGUCUGAUUUUUCUCCUUCUUUCGUUUUUAAUUUCUAUAAUGCCGUGGAAAUUACUAUGAAAAAUUAGAUUGAUGGUGCCAUGUUUCUGUGCUUGAUUUGUA